Salvelinus namaycush (lake trout) is the source of this 965-nucleotide messenger RNA. RefSeq lists its product as uncharacterized. The transcript has 6 exons. Gene Ontology annotation, molecular function: ATP binding; protein kinase activity. The record is from RefSeq and is a predicted model, not a curated record. Gene Ontology annotation, biological process: innate immune response; inflammatory response; protein phosphorylation. The coding region runs from base 43 to 918 and encodes 291 amino acids. NCBI's taxonomy places the organism in Eukaryota, Metazoa, Chordata, Actinopteri, Salmoniformes, Salmonidae.
UUUGUGGAUAGACACAGGGCUGAGCUCAUCCAGAGGGUCCACAUGGUGAUGCCCAUAGCAGAUGAUCUGCUCAGAAGGGGCAUGAUCAAAUAUGAAAUGUUUGCUAAUAUUACAACUUCCAAGACCAACCAAGGCAAGAUGAGAGAGGUGUACAAAGCAUUGCAGUCAGGAGGGACACCACUUAAAGCAGCCUUCUACAGGAUUCUGCUGAAAAAUGAACGUGUUCUGGUCAUCAAUCUGGCUGCUGAGUUUGUGGAUAGACACAGGGCUGAGCUCAUCCAGAGGGUCCGCAUGGUGAUGCCCAUAGCAGAUGAUCUGCUCAGAAGGGGCAUGAUCUAUCCUGAGGUGUACUCUAAUAUUCAAACUGCCAAUACCAGCCAGGACCAGAUGAGAGAGUUGUACAAAGCCGUACAGUCAGGAGGGCCAGAAGUUAAAUCAGCCUUCUACAGGAUUCUGCUGAAACAGGAACCUCAUCUGGUCAUCAAUCUGGAGGAUGCUGUUGGAGAUGGAGAAGAUGGUUUGAACAUUGGAGAAUCUUCUUCAGGGAGCAUUGCAUUGGAAGGUCCUGCAUUACCUCCUGCCUCCAAUAUAUUGCCUGGGACUGGAAGAAAACCUGCUGCACUUGCAUCAGAUGAGGAAUCGGUUGGAAAGAUCACAUACUACACCAAUAACCAUCUUGGAAAAGGUGCCGAUGGAAUUGUGUUCAGGGGUUACUUCCUUUGUGAUGAUGCCAACAAGCGUCCUGCGGCAGUGAAGAGAAUUGAACUAGCAAAACAAAGCAGUGCUGAUCGAGAGGUCGCUUUGCUUCUUCAAUUGGACGACAAUCCCCAUGUCGUCCGGUACUUCUGCACUGAGAAGGACGGGCAAUUCCUAUACAUUGCCAUCGAGCUGUGUGCCGCCUCUUUAGAUAAGGUUUAAGUGAAUGACUCACUAUUUUAUUCUCUGACUCAUCCAAGGGGAUCAAA